AUGGCGCACAACCACUCUCACGGAGACUGCCACGACGGGAGCGAUCACCAUGACCACCAGCAUGGCCUCCCGGAAGACAUCGGGCAUCGCGACAACCUGUACGCGCGCAUCGACCGCGCAAACGUCGUUGCGCUGAAUGCUGAGGAUCCGGAGAUGGGUCCAGCAGUGAUCAAGCCUUGGGACCAGAGGUUGGACGAAGAGACGUAUCUAGAAUCCGACGCUGACGACCAACUGAUCAUCCGCAUCCCGUUCACUGGAGCCGUCAAGCUGCGUGCAAUCCUAAUAAAAGCCGGGCCUGCGGACCAGACCCCGACUAAACUGGCACUGUUUCCGAAUAUCGACAAUCUGGAUUUCUCAGAAGUCGAGGACAUGAAGCCCGUCCAGGAAUUUACGAUACCCCAGGGCCGGGAUGUCGGCGAAUACCACGUCAUGCCGGCGAAGUUCCCCAACGUCACCUCCGUCACUCUGUUCUUCCCUGCGGCCCAAGGGGCGGAAACGACGCGCAUCUACUACGUUGGCUUCCUGGGGCAGUGGAGCGAGCGCAAAUUCGAGCCUGUCGUUACGGUGUACGAGUCCAAGCCGAACCUUGCGGAUCACGACAAGAUACAAGGCUUAAACGAGAACUGGAGCGCGCCGGGAACCUAG
This is a messenger RNA of Trametes versicolor FP-101664 SS1, 645 nucleotides long. RefSeq names its product DUF1000-domain-containing protein. The record is from RefSeq and is a predicted model, not a curated record. Lineage: Eukaryota; Fungi; Basidiomycota; Agaricomycetes; Polyporales; Polyporaceae. Gene Ontology annotation, cellular component: nucleus. The transcript is spliced from 6 exons. Bases 1 to 645 code for a protein of 214 amino acids.